Hydra vulgaris (swiftwater hydra) is the source of this 870-nucleotide messenger RNA. RefSeq lists its product as uncharacterized. The record is from RefSeq and is a predicted model, not a curated record. NCBI's taxonomy places the organism in Eukaryota, Metazoa, Cnidaria, Hydrozoa, Anthoathecata, Hydridae. Gene Ontology annotation, cellular component: extracellular region.
CAAAAAUGACGUUGCUCAUUUAAACAAACACAUAAAAACGGGAAAUGUUUGAAUUUAUUAAAUUUUUUGGUGUCAAAGUUAGUUAUAAUUCAAAGUUUUGUAUAACAACAUGCAAGUAUUAGUUUUUUAUAUAUUUGUUCAAUUGAUAAAAUUGUUGGUUGCGCUUUCAUCGUGUCCCAAAUCAUGCAGUCAUGUAAUUUGUAUAGGAGAAAAAACUUUAUCAAAUUUUUGCAAAUCUGGAAUGAUAAUGGACUCGUGCAAUUGUUGUCAUGUUUGUGCUAAAGGUGAAAGCGAUACUUGUGGUGGUUAUAUGGACAUUCAAGGAAAAUGUCGAGAAGAGCUUAUUUGCCAAACUAACAAAGAUGGCGUUGGCCGAUGUAUAGCUCAAGUUGUCAAAGUUCCAACGAAAGAUUUUUUUCACAGUACAUUAAGUACGAUUCAAGAAAAACCAACCAUUAAAGAGAAAUGCAAACCAAAGUGUUCUGCCAAAUAUUGUUCCAAAAACCCUAAUUCUAUUUGUUCUGCUCGAAGUUUAAAACUUAAAAAACAAGAAUGUCAAGGUCAUUGUCGACACACUGUAUGCUCAGCUUGUUUUGCAAAAGCCAAAAAAAAUUGUGUCAAAUGUAAACAACAGGAUUAUGAAUGCAUUAAAUCGUUUGCAAACUGCGUACGAAGCAAUGUUGAGAAGAUAUGGGAUCUUUCUUUAGCUAAAAAGAACGGAAGCCAUUUGUUUACUUGCAGUAUACCAGGAUGCUCUUGAUUCUUUAACUUUUUAGCAAAGCUAUCAAAUUUUUUAUAUUUAUUUUCAAUUUAAUUCAUUAUUUAUGUAUAAAGUAUAGAAAGUUCUUAACAUUUUUUUUGUAAUAUAUU